Molecule: messenger RNA, 1230 nt
Organism: Choloepus didactylus (southern two-toed sloth)
Lineage: Eukaryota; Metazoa; Chordata; Mammalia; Pilosa; Megalonychidae
Gene: UTS2R
Product: urotensin 2 receptor
Exons: 1
Biological process (GO): neuropeptide signaling pathway; regulation of blood pressure; blood vessel diameter maintenance
Cellular component (GO): membrane
Molecular function (GO): urotensin II receptor activity
Source: RefSeq, a predicted model, not a curated record
AUGGCGCUGAGCCAGGCGACGGCGAGCAGCGUCCCCGUGCCCGAGCUGCCCCCAGGCCCCAACGCGACCCUCAACGGCUCGGGGGCCGGCCUGGUGGGGCCCGGCUCCCGGGAGCACCUGGCGGCCGCGGGCACCAUUGGGGCGGUGCUGGCGGCCAUGGGCGUGGUGGGCGUGGCCGGCAACGCGUACACACUGGUGGUCACACACCGCCGCCUGCGCGCCUCGGCCCCCUUGGGCGUCUACGUCGUCAGCCUGGCGCUGGCCGACCUGCUCUACCUGCUCGGCAUCCCCUUCAUCGUGGGCACCUACGUCUCCAGGGACUGGCACUUUGGCGACGUGGGCUGCCGCGUGCUCUUCGGCCUGGACUUCCUGACCAUGCACGCCAGUGCCUUCACGCUGACCCUCAUGAGUGGCGAGCGCUGCCUGGAGGUGCUCAGGCCGCUGGACGCCCUGCAGCGCUCCAGGGGCUACCGCAAGGCCCUGGCGCUGGGCACUUGGCUGCUGGCGCUGCUGCUGGCGCUGCCCGUGAUGCUCGCCGUCCGGCUGGAGCGCAGGGGCCGCAAGCACCUGUGCCUGCCCGCCUGGGGCGCCCGCACCCACCGCGCCUACCUGACCCUGCUCUUCGGCACCAGCAUCGUGGGCCCGGGCGUGGCCAUCGGGCUACUCUAUGCCCGCCUGGCCUGCGCCUACUGGCGGACCCAGCGGGCCCCCUUCACGCCGGCGCAGCGGCUGCCCAGCCCCUGGGUGCUGGGGCUCAUCCUGGCCAUCGUGCUCUUCUUCUGGGCCUGCUUCCUGCCCUUCUAGCUCUGGUAGCUGCUCACCCAGUACCACGAGGGGCUGCCGCUGGCCCCAGGCACCGCGCGCCUCGUCAACUACCUGACCACCUGCCUCACUUACGGCAACAGCUGCCUCAACCCCUUCCUCUACACGCUGCUCACCAACAGCUACCGCGACUACCUGCGCAGCCGCCGGGCCAGGCCGCUGGGUGCUGGGCCCUUCCCACAGCACCGCAGCUGCUUCUGGGGCGGCCUGGACACCUCGCUGUCCACCAGCAGCCGGCAGGCCGCCAAGGCCACCCCCAUGGGGGUCUGCGCCCAGGGGUCCCGGGGCGCCUGUGGGAGCUCAUCGGGGAAGGGCCCGGCCCAGGGCUGCUCCCUGGGAGCCCCUGCCCAGUGCUGACCGGCCCUGCCCUGUGGCCCCAGUCAUCUUCCGGAAAGUUCCCUGCUCCCU